This is a messenger RNA of Spinacia oleracea (spinach), 888 nucleotides long. RefSeq lists its product as uncharacterized. The transcript has 6 exons. NCBI's taxonomy places the organism in Eukaryota, Viridiplantae, Streptophyta, Magnoliopsida, Caryophyllales, Amaranthaceae. The record is from RefSeq and is a predicted model, not a curated record. Bases 1 to 888 code for a protein of 295 amino acids.
AUGUGCAAUUCAGCACCAUUUCUCAAUCUCAAACACCCCACGGAACAUUUUGUGAUACCUGAUGGGCUGGUAGUUGACAAGGCAAUUGUGAGGCGUGCUGGUAAAUCAUGGAAGAAUCAUAGGUAUAUAUUGAAGAAGCGGUACUUUGAUCCAGUGAAUAAAACUCUAGAUCAAAAUUAUGAUAGUAUUCCUGAUGGAGUAUCUAGUAGCAGUUGGAAUGAUUUGGUCGAUUAUUGGUUUUCACUAAAGGGCACGAAAUUAUCUCAACUUGGAAAAGAUGCUCGAGCAGUACGAGGUCAUAUUCACAACAGUGGUCCUACAAGCUUUGCUAAUCGAAGAGAAGAUCUUAAAGAGAAGAAGGGAGAGUAUAGCGAAUUGACGUUUUACAAAUCAGUUUAUGCAAAAGAAGAUGGAAGCUUUAAAGAGGGCACAAUAUCUCGUCAAUUUAUGGAGGAUGCAAACAAUAAAGUCCAAGAAAACCUUGCGAGUUCCUCUACUUCCAAGUCUAAGGUCGAAAUUGAGAAUGAGGUCUUUAAUGAGCUUAUGUACGGAGGUGAAGUGCUUAAACGUCCUCUAAAUUAUGGCUUUAGAGUGAAGCAAAGUGACAUCUUUGGAGUGGAAGGUUUGUUGAGGAAAGAAGGGUCUAGCUAUCUUGACAAUAGUGAUAUUGAAAUGGAGAACUUAAAAGUUGAAUUAUCAGUUGUAAAGAAGCAAAAUGAAGACCUUGCACAACACAAUCAAGUGCUGGACAACAAGUUUGAUGAAACAACAAAGACAUUUAAGAUGAUUGCUUCGUACUUUGGACAAGUUUUGAAGGAAGUACGUAAAGGAAAUGUGUCAUCGGACCUUUUAGAUGGUGCAGAAUCAGCAAUACUGAUGAAAGGAUAG